Molecule: messenger RNA, 1518 nt
Organism: Quercus lobata
Lineage: Eukaryota; Viridiplantae; Streptophyta; Magnoliopsida; Fagales; Fagaceae
Exons: 2
Coding region: 1-1518 (505 amino acids)
Source: RefSeq, a predicted model, not a curated record
AUGAAAAGACAUCUAACUGGAAUUAAAGGUGAUGUGGCUGCAUGUAUGGGUGUACCUUAUGAUGUUAGGUUCCAAAUGGUUGAGAAUUUGAAGGAAAUUUCAAAAUCUAAAGAACAAACAAAAAAGGAUCAAGAAGCAUCUAAUUAUUCGCCAUUAGAGGAUUCACCAGAAUUUGAAGAUGUCCAAGAAAUUACUCCUAGAGGUAGGGGGUUAGGUAGGGGAAAUAGAAGUAGUCCUAGUAAUUUUCCACGAAGAUCCAAUCUUGGCAAGAGAAAGGUUGGUCACAUUGGUAAUUACUUCGCUCCUAGGACAACACUGGGAGCUCAACCUUCUAUUAAAAGUGUGCUUGCUGGCAAAGAAAAGAAGCGGAGGGUUGAUAUGGUUGUAGCUAGAUGGAUGUAUGAUGCUUGCAUUCCAAUUAAUGCUGUGAAUUCUAGUUAUUAUCAACCUAUGCUCAAUGUUGUAGCUUCUUAUGGUCCUGGAUAUAGAGGCCUAAAUUAUCAUACCCUUCGAGUGCCUUUGUUGAGAGAAGCAAAAAGAGAAGUUCAAUUGAUUGUUGAUUCUCAUCGUUCAUAUUGGGCUAAUACUGGUUGUACAAUAAUGGCUGAUGGGUGGACUAAUACUAGGCAUAGAACAUUGAUUAAUUUUCUUGUCUAUUGUCCUAAAGGUAUUAUUUUUAUACAUUCUAUUGAUGCUUCUGACUUGGUUAAGGAUGCUAUUAAUUUAAGUAACUUGUUUGAUGAAAUUGUUAAUUGGGUUUGUCCUGCAAAUAUAGUACAUUUGGUCACUAACAAUGCUGCAAAUUAUGUAGCUGCUGGAAGAAUUUUAUGUGGAAAAUAUAAGAACAUUAGUUGGUCACCUUGUGCAGCACAUUGCCUAAACCUAAUUUUUAAAGAGAUUGGGAAGAUGGAUCAUGUAGCUAAACUUGCAAAGCGUGCAUCCAAGAUCACUGUGUUCAUCUAUAACCAUGUAGCUUUGCAAGCUUGGUUGAGGACUAGAAAAAAUUGGACGGAAAUUGUGCGUCCAGGGCCAACUAGGUUUGCUACUACUUUCAUUGCCUUAGGGAGUCUUAAGGAACAUAAGCAUGACUUACAAGCAUUGGUGACUAGCAAAUUUUAUGUUGAAUCAAAAUAUGCAAAAGAUAAGAAAGCAAAGGCAGUGGUGAAAAUCAUUCUUGAUAAUCAAUUUUGGAAUGAUUGUCAUGUAAUUGUGCAUAUUAUGUCACCAUUAAUUCGUUUAUUACGCAUUGUUGAUUCUGAUGAAAAAGCAGCUAUGGGUUAUGUAUAUGAUGGCAUGUAUAAAGUAAUUGAUGGAAUUAAAAAAAAUUUCAAGGACAAGAAGAGACUAUGGGAGCCUUAUGUUAAUAUUAUCAAGGAUCGUUGGGAUAAUCAAUUCUAUAGAGAUAUUCAUGCUGCUGCUUAUUGGUUGAAUCCUGAAUUCCAAUAUGACACAUCCACUCUUAAUAAGAGUUGGUCGGUUGAAGUUGGUGGAGGAAUUAAGGCUAUUUCGAGAGCGUGA